AUGGCUUUACCUCAAUGGGAACUCACUUCUGUCAAGGCUCAACUGAGGCUAACUAGCCAAAGGCUCGGACACUUGCAGGAGAAGAACGACUCGAGAGGGAGUAUCACUCGACGUGAUAUUGCGACUUUACUUCAACAAGGCAAUGUCGGCCUAGCGCGGGUCAAGGCACAAAAUUUGUUCCAGGAUGAUAUACAGGGAGAUGUUUUCGAGAUGUUGGUAAUGCAUGUCGGUGUGAUUCUGGAGCAUAUCAUGGAGUUGGAACACAAGUCUCCUAGUCCGGCCGUAAUUGAAGCUGCAUCCAGUAUCAUAUAUGCUUCUCCUCGUGUAGACUCCAGAGUUGUACGUGAGUUAUUGGUCAACCGCAUGGGCUCCGACUUUGCGCGCGCUUCCAUGGGGAACCGCGACCGAUGCGUCUCAGAUCGUAUUGUGAGAGACCUUACCGCUCCUCCCCCGAACGCUACCCAAAUCGACGCGUAUCUCUCGAAUAUCGCAACGGCGUAUGGCGUGCAAUGGCAGCCAGAUCCUCGGCGUCAGGAUAUAGUGGGUCCUCUUUCAGAAAUUUUGGACCCUCAAUCCUCACCUGUCGUCGACGUAGCUGUCCUCCGCAAGCUUUGCGCCCGGGGUAUACCAGAUGAACCUGCUACACUUCGACCUCGAAUAUGGAGAGUCCUCCUGGGAACACUUCCUGUGCUCAAAGCUUCAUGGUCGAAGGAAGCUAGUAAGCAGAGGGAGAAUUACUAUGACCUUGUUCGUCGGUUGUUAGCACCAUUUGGAGACCUUCCAGAUCCGACCACCCCAUUAUCAUCGCUCGACCUUUCUUUAGUCAAAGUCGCCAAACAACUUUCAGGCAUCCCUUCUGAUCUCUUUGGCGGCCUCCAGGAUGAACCGGAAUCCUCGAAUCUUUGCCCUCUAGAUAACUCUGCUCCGGACCGCCUGAAAAUCACUUGCUCAAAUAAUCUCAGUGCCCGUCUUCAAAUUAUUCAGAAGACACGACAUCCCGAUUCCUCGCCGUCUAUUCCUGAGAUAAGAUUGGAACCGGAUGCUCCGGAUGACGCUUCUGAAGUAUCUGCAACGGAAAACCGAAACUCUGGACCCACGGUUCUUCACCCUUCCAACGCUUUCGGUGCUCAGGCUCAUGAAAGACACGCAUCUGCGUUACUCCGUUUGUUGUAUUUACAUUCUUCGGUUAAUCCAGGAAAUCUCUCGCCUCAUAUCCCUGCACUACUUCUUCCUUUGUACUCGGUCUUGAAUCAAGAGGUCGAGCCGGAUGAUCUCGCUCACGUAGAAGCUGACACUUUUUGGUUAUUCGAAACAAUGGUUGGCGAAUUUUCUGAAUUGGAAGAUGAAGAAGGUGGGAAUAUGUGGAUGCACAAGUUCAGCGAGCGUCUAAAUUGGGCUGAUAGUGAUUUGCGCGACAAUCUGUUUUCGAAAGGUCUCGACCCUGCUUUGCCACAUUAUUCAUAUCGAUGGCUGGCCCCUCUUCUUACUCAAACAUUACCGGUUUCAUCAGUAAUCAUCGUCUGGGAUGCCCUCUUUGCCUGCCAGAUGCGUGACCGACAAAAUUUUAAGCUGGAAUUUCUUGUCGACGUAUGCACAGCAAUGCUUCUUCGUGCAAGGGCUGCUCUCCUCAGGUGCAUUCUUUUUUCCCGUCCCCAAGUUACACUCGGCAAAAGCGAGCUCAAGUCGCCCAGUUUGUGGACAGAUGAGGCGGCUGGCGUCCCUCCGCCAUCACCCUUGCGCCCUUGGGAAUUGAGUGAUGCAUUUUUACAAGGGAUGGCGCUGCUACAACAUUAUCCAAUUCAAGUAGCGGGUGGCAUCGACAGUGUUUUGCAAACGGCUUCUGAGCUUCGGCAUCGCCGUGAGGAUGAAGCUAAACUUGCUGCGAUAAAUCCUCUCACAUUUGGAGACCGCUUGCGCCUGUCAGUGUGGAAGGGAUUCACAAACCAGCAGGCCUCCCCAGAACGAUCUCCGUCUCCCUCCGAGCUAUCAGAGGACGAUCAGGAUGCCUCGGGAAAUGACACAGAAACACAGCAAUUGAUUAUUGAUUCUGGCCUAACUUCACGAUUAGCCACAACAGUGUGGAAAGGGAUUACAAACCAAACUGCCAUGGAACCUCCUCCAUCUCCUUUAAGCCCUCUCACUCCCUCUCACUCUCCCAGCCGAGACACACGCACGUCUCCCGCGAUAUUUAUCGACGAUACUUCAGAAAGCAACAUUGAGCUGGGCAGCAAUGAAUCCAAAUUAACCAGCCGAUUGGCAGCCACAAUAUGGAGAGGGAUUACAAAUCAGACGGUGAUGGAACCUCCUCCGAGUCCCCUCGCGCGUAGCAGAUCUUCGUCGCAUUCUGUUCCGCAUACACCAUCAUCCCCGUCUAUAGUCGUUACAGAAUCCGAGCCGACCGCUUCAACUUCCAAAGGCUGGCCGUCAUCUACUAGUCUCUGGAAUUACGCUGAGAAGCUCAAAGAGUCUAAUGCGGCUGCUACGUUCUCCAAAGUUAGUAGCAAUUGGCAAGCGAAAGCCCUUGCUAGUUCAUGGAGUACACGGAAAAGUGACACCACUGAAAAUCACCCAGUACACCCGCACUCGGUCGACCCUCUUCGCCACUCGGACCCACAUCAGGAUUCUUGGUUCAAGUCAACCGAAACCCGACGAAUAUCAGUUCCAGACCCUGACAGAUCAAAAGUCUACUCUCCCCCAGCUCGACCAGUGUUCUUCAAACCUCCGCGGGAUACGAUGGUGUUUCAUGGGAACGGCCCCGUUGUUGAUGUUCCUAGUAGUCCCGAAUUGUCACCGUCCUCUGAAGGGGGUCUUAUGCAGAAGACCAGGAAUCUGCAGGCCUCCCUGGCUGCAUUGACGCGUAGCUCUGAGACCACUCCUAUUGUCCCCGCCACACCGCAACCUAGACCCAAGUCAGGUCCGCGGCCUUUGCUGUUAGGCUCAACAUCUAUCAUAACACCCCGUGGCGAGCGACCCAUUUCAAGAUCAGAAAACAGUACUCCUCUCAAUGGUCCCACGCAGUGGAAUGAAGUGAUGCAAACCCGCAACAAACACCCAGUCCAUCGGGAUUCUCUAUCCUCAGUUUCUUCGUUGUCGCCCUCUGACGCACUCGCGCGAAAUAGAUCAGAGUAUGAUUCAGACAGCCCCGCGCCUGUAAGUAGGAAAGUUGCUUUGAAUCGAAAAUCUAUUUCUCCCAUGGCUCCCCACGCAAGGACCGGCUCUAUCCCCGCAGGUUCUAAUCUUCCUCCGGUACCUCAUUUCAGGACAGGGUCCACCUCACAUCUCUCGUUAUCGUCCUCUUCAGGAUCUUCUGCUGCACUAGCUAGCCCAAUCGUAGUGUCUCCUCUAAGAUCUCCAGGAUGGGGACAAGUUUAUCUGCCAGAUUCGCCGCCUGCAGCACUAGAUGGAUUACAUAUGCGCUCGCCCUCUCUGGCAAGCUCCAUACAGACCAUUAUUCCCGAAGAGCAUCCGUUGGAGAAGACACAGUCAGCUGAUGAAAUGCCCUUGGAACCACCCUUACAAUCACGAAAGCUUAUGCGCAAGAAAACCCCUCCACCUCCGGGUGAUACCUCCGACUCGUCUGUCCCAGAGAUUCCGAGAAGGAACAACCGUGUGCGCACCAAACGCAACGUUCGACCUCCAAAUCUCCGCUUGCAGCAGCAGCCACAGACGAUAGUCCCCGAACGUAUCAUUACCGCUAGUCCCAACUCGCUUGCGGUGGAGUGGCCUCACGAUGAACAAGAGCUAGCUACUACACCAAAAGCGUCUAGCUUUUCUGAUGUGAACAACUCGACUUCCCCACGAUCCGCUCGAAAGGUCCGAAAGGUAUCUGCUGAGGGUCGAAGUCCUACUCGCCAACGUAAAACGUCGGGGGAAGGACAGGAGUCUCGCCCGAGAAAGAUUUCCACCGAGGCCCGUACAAGAAAAGUGUCAGAUGUGAAAAAGUAUCGUGAUAGUGCUGCGGACAUGGGUGACGACGAGGGUUAUGAUGAACUUUUGAGUGCCUACAGUGAGAGCGAAGGCAGCUCUCGACCUAUCUUGUCAGACAACUGA
This is a messenger RNA of Lentinula edodes (shiitake mushroom), 4050 nucleotides long. RefSeq names its product regulator of Vps4 activity in the MVB pathway-domain-containing protein. The transcript has 12 exons. Bases 1 to 4050 code for a protein of 1349 amino acids. The record is from RefSeq and is a predicted model, not a curated record. NCBI's taxonomy places the organism in Eukaryota, Fungi, Basidiomycota, Agaricomycetes, Agaricales, Omphalotaceae. Gene Ontology annotation, biological process: protein transport.